Molecule: messenger RNA, 16504 nt
Organism: Hemicordylus capensis (graceful crag lizard)
Lineage: Eukaryota; Metazoa; Chordata; Lepidosauria; Squamata; Cordylidae
Gene: TENM1
Product: teneurin transmembrane protein 1
Exons: 40
Coding region: 1293-9518 (2741 amino acids)
Biological process (GO): neuron development; signal transduction; heterophilic cell-cell adhesion
Cellular component (GO): membrane; neuron projection
Molecular function (GO): protein homodimerization activity; cell adhesion molecule binding; protein heterodimerization activity
Source: RefSeq, a predicted model, not a curated record
AGUUGCUUUGGGCAGCUGGUCUUCGGAGGGAACUCUGAUGAGGAAAGAUGAAGGAGUUUGCUGGCUGUGUCAGUGAGGAGCCUUUGGGGUCUGUUUCUGUGUUACCAGUCCUUAAAUAUACCCCCUGCAGCGAGAAGCACCACACCUGUGGCCACUUUAUGUUUUGACCACUGCAACACAUGGAUGCCAAACUCUUGAGUAUUUAUAUCCUCCCUUCAUCGUCAUCUUGAUCAGAGGUCAACUUGCAGCAUUGUAAGGAUUAUGACAAGAUAAUACAUGUGAAAUGUUUUUCACUGGCCAACACCAAUCUAGAUGGUUUUUAAAAGGGAUUUGCCGAAUUAAUGGAGGAUAAGGCUAGCAACUACUACUAGCCUGGAUGGUGGUAUAUUUCCAACAGGAUCAGAAGGGGCAUGCCCAUGAACACCAGGUUGAGAAAUAAAGGAGAAAGGAAAAAAGAUUCUAAAACAGACAUUGUCUGCCUUUGCACAUAAUGGAAAACCGUGGGUCCCGAUCUGGAGGCUGGGAGACUGUAAGGGGGCAGGAACUGGCUGCGCGGGAGUCCUCCUUUGCAUGAAAGAAAGUCGCAGCAGCCUUUUGUGAAGAGGAGAGGGAGGAGUUUCCUACCUUCAACUCUGGCUUCACACAGCGGCAGGACUCGGACGACACGGUGCCACUUCUGGACCUGAGGUUAUGGUAGCAAAACCAAGAGAUCUGAAAGGAUUGUUCCAUCAUCCAGACCUCACACUCUGGGACAGCACUUCCUCUUGCGGUACACCUUUCAGAGUUGAGGGGAAAUGCUUAAGAGAUUCCUUGGGCCUGUAACUUGAGCGUAGAACAUUGCUGCAGGUAUCAUGAGUUCAGACAGUCUGCUGGAUCCCAUCCAUAAUGCAAGUUAAAAAUAACUGCUCCGGAUGUUACAGCAAGCAACACUGUGAUGUUCCAGUGUAUCAUCCCUGCUACCCUGUCAUACCUUUGUUUGUGGUCAGUCUGUGCGAUCUUUUUACUAUAGCUGAUUAGGUGGUCCAAUGUUUAAUCUGCUUCUUUACAAAGAUGUAGGCAAAUUCACCCUCUGAAGCACCAAGACAAACUACCAUUUCCCCCUUUUCAAUCAAUGAGCAUCAGGAUCUGAAGUUCCAAUUAAAACUGUGUUUGGACCAUUGCUUUAUUGCCUGGCAGUGCUUAAUCUUUCCUGAAAGCAUCAUCAUUUAUCUGAAACAAAAGAAGAACAAGGACGGUUUCCUUAAGGAGUCUCUGCACUUUGUUUUCAUGACUCUGGGCCUGCUUAAUCAGAGAUGGAACAGAUGGACUGUAAACCCUACCAGCCGCUGUCGAAAGUCAAGCAUGAAAUGGAUCUAGCUUACACAAGCUCUUCAGAUGAAAGUGAAGAUGGGAGAAAGGCAAGACAAUCUUAUGAGUCCAGAGAAACUCUCAGCGAAUAUGGCCAAGAACUCAGACUGAAUUAUAACAGCCACAGCAGAAAAAGAAAAGCUGUUGAUGAACCCACUCAAGAGAUGGAGUUCUGUGAUUCUCCACACAUCUUGUGUUCUGGCUACCAGACGGACCUGCAUGCUGUUUCCCAGCAUGGCUACCCAAUAGAGAUGGGUUCAGAUGUGGAUACAGAGACGGAAGGCGGUGCCUCCCCAGACCAGGCCCUGCGGAUGUGGAUGACAGGGAUGAAAUCUGAACACAGUUCUUGUUUAUCAAGCCGGGCGAACUCAGCGUUGUCCCUCACCGACACUGACCAUGAAAGGAAGUCUGAUGGAGAGAAUGAAAUGCCGGGCAGCCCACGCAACCAGUUCACCUUCCGACCGCUCCCGCCACCGCCUCCACCACCUCACGCGUGCACCUGCAGCAGGAAGCCGCUCUCGACAGCCGACUCUCUCCAGGGAAGAUCGAUGACCACCCGCAGCCAGCCUAGCCCAGCUGCUCCACCCCCACCGACUAGCACACAAGAUGCGGUGCACCUCCAUAACAGCUGGGUCCUGAACAGUAAUAUACCGCUAGAGACCAGAAGUCAGUGGGGGAUUUGCUGGCCCUCGGCUGUGGAAUUGCCUUCCACCAGAAAUCAGGAGGACCAUGUAUCUUCCCUCGUGCCAAGCGAAAUGCACUUCCUCUUUAAACAUGGGUCUGGUUCUUCAGCUAUCUUCAGUGCAGCCAGUCAGAACUAUCCUUUAACUUCCAAUACUGUUUACUCGCCACCUCCUAGGCCUCUUCCUAGAAGUACUUUUUCUAGACCGGCUUUCUCUUUUAACAAACCUUACAGAUGUUGCAACUGGAAAUGCACUGCCUUGAGUGCCACGGCAAUCACGGUCACGCUGGCGUUGUUACUUGCGUAUGUUAUUGCAGUACAUUUGUUUGGCCUAACCUGGCAACUUCAGCCUGUUGAAGGGCAGCUGUAUGAAAAUGGAGUCAGUAAGGGGAGCAAAGGCACAGAGUCCAUGGAUACGACUUACUCACCAAUUGGAGGGAAAGUUUCAGACAAAACAGAAAGGAAAGAAAUAGUGUUUCAAAAAGGACAGGCGAUAAACACGGGGGAAGUUGAAAUCGGAGACCAAGUCAUGCAGACGAUCCCUCCAGGCCUCUUCUGGCGUUUCCAGAUUAUGAUCCAUCACCCGAUGUACCUGAAAUUUAACAUCUCGCUGGCAAAGGACUCUCUGCUAGGAAUUUAUGGGAGACGCAACAGUCCCCCCACACAUACACAGUUUGACUUCGUGAAAUUGAUGGAUGGGAAGCAGUUAAUUAAGCAGGAACCCAGACAUUCUGAGGAAUCUCAGCACGCUCCCAGGAAUCUGAUCUUAACAUCAAUGCAAGAAACAGGUUUCAUAGAAUAUAUGGAUCAAGGUGCUUGGCACAUGGCAUUUUAUAACGAUGGCAAGAAAAUCGAGCAAGUGCUUAUGUUAACAACAGCAAUUGAAGUUAUGGAUGACUGCUCCACUAACUGCAAUGGGAAUGGAGAAUGCAUCUCUGGCCACUGCCACUGUUUCCCAGGAUUCCUUGGCCCGGAUUGUGCACGAGAUUCCUGCCCGGUGCUCUGCAGUGGAAAUGGGGAAUAUGAGAAGGGCCAUUGUGUGUGUCGGAAUGGAUGGAAAGGACCUGAGUGUGAUGUUCCAGAAGAGCAGUGCAUUGACCCCACUUGUUUCGGCCAUGGCACUUGCAUCAUGGGAAUCUGCAUCUGUGUCCCCGGAUACAAAGGAGAGAUCUGUGAGGAAGCGGACUGUUUAGAUCCUAUGUGUUCUGGACAUGGAGUUUGUGUUCAAGGGGAGUGCCAUUGCUCUAUGGGAUGGGGAGGAGUCAACUGUGAGACCUCCCUUCCUGUCUGCCAAGAACAAUGCUCAGGGCAUGGCACCUUUCUGCUGGACACUGGAGUGUGUAACUGUGACCCCAAGUGGACAGGUUCUGACUGCUCAACAGAGCUCUGUACUCUAGAAUGUGGGAGCCACGGUGUGUGUUCAAGAGGAAUAUGCCAAUGCGAAGAAGGCUGGGUCGGCCCAACGUGUGAGGAGCGUACAUGUAAUUCUCACUGCACUGAACAUGGCCAGUGCAAGGACGGCAAGUGUGAAUGCAGCCCUGGAUGGGAAGGGGACCACUGCACCAUUGGUAAGAUCGACGGCUGCCCAGGUCUCUGCUAUGGAAAUGGAAGAUGCACCCUUGACCAGAAUGGAUGGCACUGUGUCUGCCAGGUGGGCUGGAGUGGAUUGGGAUGCAACGUUGUCAUGGAAAUGGUGUGUGGCGAUAACAUGGAUAAUGAUGCAGAUGGCUUGACAGACUGUGUCGAUCCUGAUUGCUGUCAGCAAAGCAAUUGCUACUCCAGCCCUCUCUGCCAAGGUUCGCCUGACCCCCUUGACCUCAUUCAGCAGAGCCAGCCUCCUUUCUCACAGCAUCCUCCAAGACUCUUUUAUGACCGAAUCAAAUUUCUCUUUGGCAAGGAAAGCACUCAUGUAAUCCGAGGAGAUGUCUCAUUUGAGAGCAGACGUGCUUGUGUUGUCCGGGGGCAGGUGGUAGCGGUAGAUGGGACCCCCCUGGUUGGGGUGAAUGUGAGUUUCCAGCACCACAGUGAAUAUGGAUACACCAUUAGCCGACAGGAUGGAAGUUUUGACCUAGUGGCCAUUGGAGGCAUCUCAGUCACCCUGGUCUUUGACAGGUCUCCUUUUCUUUCUGUGAAAAGGACACUUUGGUUGUCCUGGAAUAGGUUUAUUGUGGUAGACAAAGUAGUCAUGCAAAGAACAGAAGUGGAGCAACUAUCUUGUGACAUCAGUAGCUUCAUCAGUCCAAAUCCAAUUGUACUUCCUUUUCCCUUGACAUCGUUUGGAGGAUCCUGUCCUGAAAGAGGAACAAUAAUCCCAGAGUUACAGGUGGUCCAGGAGGAAAUCCCCAUUCCUGCUAGCUUUGUGAAGCUCAGUUACUUGAGCAGCCGAACUCCAGGAUACAAAACCUUGCUGCGCGUUAUUCUGACACAUUCUGCCAUCCCGCCUGGCAUGACAAAAGUGCAUCUUACUGUGACUGUCGAAGGGCGGCUAGCUCAGAAAUGGUUUCCUGCUGCCACCAACCUGGUCUUCACAUUUGCUUGGAACAAGACAGAUAUUUACGGCCAGAAAGUCUCCGGCUUGGCAGAAGCAAUGGUGUCAGUAGGCUAUGAAUAUGAAAAUUGUCCUGACUUGAUUCUGUGGGAGAAAAGGACAAUAAUACUGCAAGGAUUUGAGCUGGAUGCUUCGAAUCUAGGAGGCUGGUCCUUAGACAAACACCACAUUUUGAAUACACAGAGUGGUAUCGUACAUAAAGGAAAUGGUGAAAACAUAUUUAUCUCCCAGCAACCACCAGUCAUCUCGACUGUCAUGGGCAAUGGGCACCAGCGAAGUGUGUCCUGCGCCAACUGCAAUGGCCCAGCUCACAGCAGUAAACUCUUUGCACCCGUUGCCAUGGCUUCCGGCACUGACGGCAGUAUCUAUAUUGGAGACUUCAAUUUUGUUCGAAGACUUCUUCCUUCCGGAAACUCCAUUAGCAUCCUAGAACUGAGGAACAGAGACACAAGACACAGCACAAGCCCAGCUCACAAGUACUACCUGGCUGUAGACCCAGUAUCCGAAUCCCUUUACUUGUCUGAUACAAAUACCAGAAGAGUUUACAAGGUGAAAUAUCUCAGUGAAACGAAGGACUUGGCCAAAAACUAUGAGGUGGUUGCAGGAACGGGUGAUCAGUGCCUUCCAUUUGACCAAAGUCACUGUGGAGAUGGAGGGCGGGCAUCAGAAGCAUCACUACACAGUCCUCGAGGCAUCACUGUAGAUAAGCACGGCUUCAUUUACUUUGUUGACGGCACCAUGAUCCGGAAGAUUGAUGGGAACGGUGCGAUCACAACAUUAAUAGGCUCAAAUGGUCUCACGUCAACCCAGCCACUGAGCUGUGAUGCCGGCAUGGACAUCACUCAGGUCCGCUUAGAGUGGCCCACAGACCUUGCUGUCAACCCUAUUGACAAUUCAUUGUAUGUUCUGGACAAUAACAUUGUGCUGCAGAUUUCUGAAAACAGAAGAGUUCGGAUUAUUGCAGGCCGCCCGAUUCACUGCCAAGUACCGGGCAUCGAUCACGUUUUGGUCAGCAAAGUGGCGAUCCACUCCACGCUGGAGUCUGCUAGGGCCAUCAGCGUUUCUCACAGCGGCGUGCUGUACAUUGCAGAGACUGACGAAAGGAAGAUCAACCGCAUCCAGCAGGUCACGACCAAUGGGGAGAUCUCAGUCAUUGCUGGAGCACCGACAGAUUGUGACUGUAAGAUUGAUCCCAACUGUGACUGCUUCUCAGGUGAUGGUGGUUAUGCCAAAGACGCAAAGCUGAAGGCUCCCUCUUCCCUGGCCGUAUCUCCUGACAGCACCUUGUACAUUGCUGACCUUGGCAACAUCCGCAUCCGUGCUGUCAGUCGGAAUAAGGCUCAUCUCAAUGACAUGAAUAUUUAUGAGAUUGCAUCCCCAGCAGACCAGGAACUGUAUCAGUUCACCAGCAAUGGGACUCACCUGCAUACACUCAAUCUCAUUACGAGGGACUACAUGUACAAUUUCACGUACAAUGGGGAAGGCGAACUUGGCACCGUUACCAACAGCAAUGGGAAUUCAGUCCAUAUCCGCCGAGAUGCCAGUGGCCUGCCCCUGUGGCUAGUGAUGCCUGGAGGCCAGGUCUACUGGCUGACCAUCAGCAGCAAUGGUAUUCUCAAGAGAGUCUACGCCCAAGGCUACAACUUAGCCCUCAUGACGUAUCCUGGCACCACGGGCCUUCUGGCAACCAAAAGCAAUGAGUAUGGAUGGACCACGGUGUAUGAGUAUGACUCUGAUGGUCACUUAACCAACGCAACUUUCCCGACUGGUGAGGUUAGCAGUUUCCACAGCGACAUUGAAAAACUGAUACGAGUUGAGCUCGACACGUCAAAUAGGGAAAAUGUGGUCACAGCCACAAACUUUUCUGCGACCUCGACUAUUUACACUUUAAAACAAGACAACACUCAGAAUAUCUAUCGGGUCAGCCCAGAUGGGUCGCUGAGAGUCACCUUUGCCAGUGGAAUGGAGAUCACGCUGAACACCGAGCCACACGUCCUGGCAGGAGCUGUCAACCCCACUUUGGGAAAAUGCAACAUCUCUCUUCCCGGGGAGCAUAACUCCAAUCUUAUUGAAUGGAGGCAGAGGAAGGAACAGAACAAAGGAAACAUCUCUGCGUUUGAGAGGCGGUUACGGGCCCAUAAUAGAAACCUGCUAUCAAUUGACUUCGACCACAUAACCAGAACAGGGAAAAUCUAUGACGACCAUCGCAAGUUCACUCUUCGGAUCCUCUACGACCAGGCAGGCCGUCCGAUUCUUUGGUCCCCCAUCAGCAAAUACAAUGAGGUCAACAUCACUUACUCCCAUUCUGGGUUAGUGACCUACAUUCAGAGGGGGACGUGGAUGGAGAAGAUGGAGUAUGACCCAGGCGGGAAGAUCAUUUCCAGAACAUGGGCGGACGGUAAAAUAUGGAGUUACACGUACUUAGAAAAGUCUGUGAUGCUUCUCCUGCACAGCCAACGCCGCUACAUCUUUGAGUACGACCAGUCUGACUACCUGCUCUCUGUUACUAUGCCCAGCAUGGUGCGCCACACUUUCCAGACGAUGCUCUCUGUCGGGUACUAUCGUAACCUCUACUCCCCGCCGGACAGCAGUGCCUCCUUCAUCCAAGAUUUCACCCGAGAUGGGCGGCUUCUGCAGACUCUCUACCCAGGGACAGGGCGCAGGGUUCUGUACAAGUACACCAAACAGUCCCGGCUUUCAGAGAUUCUUUAUGAUACCACACAGGUCUCCUUAACGUAUGAAGAAUCGUCUGGAGUUAUUAAAACAAUACACCUCUUGCAAGAUGCUUUCAUCUGCACCAUCAGAUAUAGGCAAACGGGUCCACUUAUUGGUCGUCAGAUAUUCCGAUUCAGCGAAGAAGGUCUUGUGAAUGCCAGAUUUGACUACAGCUACAACAACUUCCGCGUAACCAGCAUGCAGGCCAUGAUCAACGAAACCCCUCUCCCUAUAGAUCUGUAUCGCUACGUCGACGUAUCUGGGAAAACAGAGCAAUUUGGGAAGUUCAGCGUAAUCAAUUAUGACUUGAACCAAGUCAUAACGACCACUGUGAUGAAGCAUACCAAAAUUUUCAGUGCCAAUGGCCAGGUGAUUGAAGUGCAAUAUGAGAUUCUGAAAGCCAUAGCCUACUGGAUGACCAUUCAGUAUGACAACAUGGGUCGGAUGGUGAUCUGCGAUAUCCGAGUCGGCGUAGAUGCCAACAUAACAAGAUAUUUCUAUGAAUACGAUGCUGAUGGUCAACUUCAGACUGUCUCUGUGAAUGAUAAAACCCAGUGGCGUUAUAGCUACGACCUCAACGGAAAUAUCAAUUUACUAAGCCAUGGAAAUAGCGCACGGCUUACUCCUUUGAGGUAUGACCUUAGAGAUCGGAUCACACGCCUAGGGGACAUUCAGUACAAAAUGGAUGAAGAUGGCUUCCUCAAACAAAGAGGAAAUGAUGUGUUUGAGUACAACUCCAACGGUUUCCUGCACAGAGCUUACAACCGGAUUUCUGGGUGGACAAUCCAGUACUGUUAUGAUGGGCUAGGUCGACGGGUUGCCAGCAAAUCAAGUUUAGGACAGCACCUGCAGUUCUUUUAUGCAGAUCUCUCCAAUCCAGUCCGAGUCACUCACUUAUACAAUCAUAGCAGUUCAGAAAUAACCUCCCUGUAUUAUGACCUUCAGGGUCACUUGAUCGCUAUGGAACUAAGCAGUGGAGAUGAGUAUUAUGUUGCAUGCGACAACACUGGAACACCUUUAGCCGUCUUCAGCAGCCGAGGUCAAGUGAUAAAAGAGAUUCUGUACACGCCUUAUGGGGAGAUCUAUCAGGACACAAAUCCAGAUUUCGAAGUGGUUAUUGGUUUUCAUGGUGGGCUGUAUGAUCCGCUGACUAAACUGGUGCACCUGGGGCAAAGAGAUUAUGAUGUCAUUGCCGGGCGCUGGACGACGCCUAACCAUCACAUCUGGGAACAACUGAAGACUAUCCCCAAACCGUUUAAUCUGUAUGCAUUUGAAAAUAACUAUCCCGCCGGCCGGAUCCAAGAUGUGGCUAAAUUCACAACAGAUAUUGGAAGCUGGCUCGAGCUGUUUGGUUUCCAGCUUCACAAUGUCCUUCCCGGAUUCCCAAAGCCUGAGAUGGAUGUUCUGGAGACAACAUAUGAGCUUAUGCAGCUUCAAACGAAGACUCAAGAGUGGGACCCUGGAAAGACUAUACUUGGCAUUCAGUGUGAACUACAAAAGCAGCUCAGAAACUUCAUUUCCUUGGACCAGCUUCCCAUGACUCCCAAAUACAGUGAUGGCAGAUGCGUGGAGAGAGAGACACAGCCCAGGUUUGCUGCAGUGCCAUCUGUUUUUGGGAAAGGCAUCAAAUUUGCCAUCAAGGAUGGCUUGGUGACCGCCGACGUCAUUGGGGUCGCCAACGAAGACAGCCGACGCAUUGCUGCCAUCCUCAACAACGCUCACUAUUUGGAGGACCUCCAUUUCACAAUAGAUGGGCGGGACACACACUACUUCAUCAAACUUGGGUCUUUGGAAGAAGACCUUGCACUAAUCGGCAGCACUGGAGGACGCCGUAUUUUGGAGAACGGAGUCAACGUCACUGUGUCCCAGAUGACUUCUGUCAUCAACGGGAGGACUAGACGGUUCGCCGACAUACAGCUCCAACACGGUUCUUUGUGCUUUAACGUUCGGUACGGAACUACCGUAGAAGAAGAAAAGAACCAUGUUUUGGAAGUAGCCAGGCAGAGAGCAGUAGCUCAAGCCUGGACUAGGGAACAAAGACGGCUUCAGGAAGGCGAAGAAGGUAUCAGAGCCUGGACAGAGGGGGAGAAACAGCAGCUUUUAAGCACAGGGAAAGUGCAAGGCUAUGAUGGCUACUUUGUCUUAUCAGUGGAGCAGUAUCUUGAACUUUCUGACAGUGCCAACAAUAUUCACUUUAUGAGACAGAGUGAAAUAGGCAGGAGGUAACAAAAAUAUAUAUAAUCUCUGCCUUUGCAUCACCAAAGACUGCCUGUUUUUAAAACAUUAAGUAAAGGUUUAUUGUAUUGGUUUUUCUAGAUCAGAACUCUGUAUAUAUAAAUAUAGAGGGGGGGAACAUAUCCAACUGCCUUUAAAUGUGACAGAAGAUGGUAUUUUAAUAUAGUUUGUUUAAACUCUUUGGAAGAUGGCGGUGAUUUUUAGUUCUAGUGUGGCUGUAUUCAAUAUUCGGAUGCAGCGUUCUAAAUGUUGAACUUCAUUUGAAAACAGUUCACUUGGGCAAAUAUUCAGUGUGCUCUCUCUUUCCUUCUUCAGGGCAUACUUUGUUGAAUUUAAUAAUGUGCAUACAACAUUUUGGUGGUUAAGAUAUAACACCCUUUGUUUCUUGAUCUGACUCACGACAUCACCAAGUAGUCUUCAUUCGCUGUCUUUUUUACAAUGCCUUUAGGCAUUUUUACAGGGGCAAAGCACACCCACAAAUACUUUUCCCCACCCUCUGUUCCAGUAAGAAAUAUACCACCCCUCUAGAGUUCAUGUCUGCUAGUUUGGGAGUCGUCAUUAGGGUUGCCAACAUUUCAUUGCCAGAAUGAGGGAUGCAAAUUGGGGGUGGGGCUGGGAGGUGUAUGCAGUGGUAAUCAAGAGCCUGAGUAUCAUUGAUAUAUAUGUAAUUGAAUUAUAUGCUAUUGAAUAAAUAAAGGACAAAUGAGGAACAAAUGCUGUCCCUAUAGGGACCAACAUUUCAUCUCUGAAACGAGGGACAUCCUGCGUAAUGAGGGACAGUUGGCAACCCUACCUGUCAUGUCACCUCACUAUUAAUACGUUGCAAUUUUUCAUUUUCGUUCUUGCCUCAUGACAGGAGUUUUCAAACUUGGGUCCCCAGGUGAUGCUGGACUCCAGCUCCAUCAUCCACAGCCACAAUUGGCCGCAAUUUGGAUGGUGGGUGCUGUAGUCCAAUAACAUCUUGGAACUCAAAUAAAAGUGGAGAGUCGAGACUGGAAGGAUUGCUGAUCAUUAUGUUCACAAAUACCGCAAAAGUGAAGGAUGCCCCCAUCGCUUGUCGGUUCAGAGUAUAUGGCUAGGAACAUCACUGCGUAGUUACUCCUGUUGUAAAUUUGCUGGUGCUGAAGUUCUUGUAACAGCUACCAUGUGGUUUAUUAGAACACCCGCAGACAGACAAGAGGAAGGUGUGGUUUUAAUUCUCCCUUAGGGCAAAACUGUUUGGCCCUUGCAGUGGUCCAUGAAAGCCUUCUCACAACACAGGCAAAAAGUUUUCAUCACUGAGAAUAAUAACAUAUAGCUUUUGCAUAGCACUUUUUUGCAUAUUUAAAGCGCUUUAAAUCUAUUACUUUAUCACCCCGAUUAUAACUCUCUAAAGUAUUAUUAACCCCAUGUUGCAAUUGAGGCUAAGAGGGAGUGUCUUGUGAGACCACCUUAUGAAUUUAUGAAUUCCUAGCUCCGUCUGCAUAUGAAGGGGACUGGCCAUAGAAAUGAGAAGCCCAUUGGAAUCUACCCUUUCCAUGUGAAGGAGUCAGGCUACUGGAAUCUUCCCUUCACCACUUCACUUGACCAUUGGAAUCUACCAUUUAAUAUCUACAGAUAUUAAGAAUGUUGCCGUGCCGGCAUCUGCAUUUGUACAAUGGUUAUUUGCUUUGCAUUCUGCCAAAACAGACUUGGGCCCUAAAUCUUAAAAUACAUGUUGUCAUGCCCCAAUCCCAUCAAAAUCAGUCAUGGAGGGUUGUGAUUCCCAACUCAGUGAAGAUGCUUCAUCAAAGUGAAUACCUUUGGGCUCAUUUGAAACCAAUGGUUGGAGAACAGCCUUGGUGUAAACUCAAGGCCCGUUCAUAUGACAAAGAAGGAAUAAUCCUCAGUGAGAGGGUGAUGGACACAUGGGAGUUUGGCACUUGAAGGUGAUUGCGUGAUUGUUCCCUCAGAUGCACAGUUUUGCAAUUCAGUCUAGAUUUUCUUCUCCAGUGUUUAGCCUGUUUCUGGCAGCUUUGCAGUGUUUUGUAUUGAGUUGCAAGCUGAACCAUUCAUCAGAAGCUUCUACCCACAUUAACAAUGUGGCAGCUUGAACUGACUCUUUAUGUAUGUAUCUAUGUACAUUGAUUUGUUGCAAAAGCGGCAGAAGAUGCCAAAUAAGCUGUCCAUUCUAAGCAUAUACUAAGUGCAAUUCACCGUUCAGUUUAGAUUGGGCAUGUGGAAAAUGUGAUCCUGUUCAGGGUAGGGCUGAUCAUGCAAUCAGACCUCAGCCUACCAAAUAACAAAAACAUUUCUCCUUCUUGAGUCCAUUGUCCAGGUCCUGGGUAUUCUCCAUUUCUGGCCACAAAGAAAGGACUGGCCGAAGAAAGUCCCCACUCCCUUUAAUCAUGGAUUGCUCUAUGAUAAAAUAGAACACACCACUGGAUCCAAUUAAGGCAAUCACAGUAAACAAUCAGUAAUGGACCUUGGUCCCUGACCCAUUCAUCUAUUGGUCAUUCUGAUCUGGUGAUUAUUUCCCAUGGAAUCAUGGAGAAUUUUGAAUACCUCCACACCAGUCUAAAAUGGGCCUUGAGAUCCAUGAAUCUGCACUUUUCACAGAAAGUCAUUUCUGGACUUUAUUGAUAGAAAGUGCACUCAUGAUCAUAUAUUUUAGCACUGAUCUAAGAUGUCAGCACUCAGUUUUGCUUGUAGUUUAAGCAGUUCUUCUUUUUAUAGCUUAUGAGUUAAGGUAUCGUUUUUGAAAUGCUUUAAAAUACCCAGAAGGAACCAGUGUUUGAAUCUACUAAAUAGCAAUUAGCUUGAACUGUGCAUUUCUAGUAUGUAAUACACAUUACGUUAGCUUGUGCCUUGAGUUCCUUACAAUUAUAUUUGUAUUAUAUGCAGGAAAUGCACUUUAUAUUACCUACCAUGGAGGAUUUUUAAUGCUGCCUUGGAUAUUGCUGUUUUCAUUGUUAUACCAAAAGCUCAUAUGAUGAAAUUGAGUACAAUCUUUUCCCUUGGCAUUUACCAAUGAAUGAGUAGAAUUGCCCAGGUGCAUUUUAUAGGCAAUGUUUAGUAUAAGAAUAUGGAUCAGAAACAUAUUAAAUAACAGUGCCUCCAGAUUCUGGUGGUAUAAGAGAAAUGUUUUUAUCAUGUCUGCUUCUGACAUUCAGAAAAAGGAUAUAUGUUGCCAUUUACAGGUCACGGGCACAAUCCACCAUGAUCCAGUCCUGUGCAAGGUUCAGUGAAAUGAACCGUGGUUGGACAGAACCAGUGCUGACAGAUUUCAGUUAAAAGCAACAACAUUUUAAGGGUGCAUCGAGACCGUACUUGUUUGGGUCCCCCCCCCCUUGGAAAGAGAGUUGUUCUCCAGACAACAGGACACUUCACUCGUCCAUAAACUGGGUAGAAGAUGAGCCCUACCCAGUUUCGAGAGCUGGGUGCACUCCUCUCUUGCAAUUGUGUGUGAGAUAAAAACAAGGUAGGCGGCAGGGAGCUUGGUCGUCUGUCAAGCCCCAGAUGGGUAGGACAGUAUUUCUCCCGACCUCAUUCAGAAGCUGGGGAUGGCAUCUGGGGAGGGCACGUUCGUCCUACCCAACUGGGGCUUCACAGAAGAUCAAGCUCCACACACCCUGCCUUGCUUUGAUCUAAGAGAAAAUUGCAAAACGGGAAUGCACCCCAAGUCCCAAAACUGGGUAGGAGACCAGUCUCAUGUUUAUGAUUGUGUGAAUCUACACCCUUAUCUGGCUUAUUGGCAUGCUGCCAUUCUUGUGACCCAUAUACCUACGAAAAGCCAGUAUAAUUGCCAGAAGACGCUUUGACACCAGUUGCAACAGUGAUUGAGAUGGUUUCACAUGCCUAGCCUAGUGAAUCGUGGAUAUUUUUGCCAGUCCAACCACUUCCCUUUAAAGCCCCUUGAUUCUCCCACUUCGAUAGUGGCAGCAUGCCAUUGAAAGGGUUUUGUGUUGUGCUGGUUAUAAAUGUGCCGACGAAAGUGAAUACAUAGCAUGUAUAGGUGCAGGGCAGGAUACUUCUCUGUGUUCACUGGCUGGCAUCCAGAGCAACAAAACCAUAUGUGGAAGGGACCAAGUUGUGCUAGGGCCGGUAUGGGCAACCUUGACAUCCCAGCUGUUGUUGAGCUACAGUGUCCACCAUCCCCAGCCAUCAUAAAUUGUGGAGUGCCAGGUUGCCUGCCCCUGUGCUAGAGAAAGAGGAUGGCUCAGUGUUGUUACCUUGUAGUAGGUUUUUAAUGUGUAAAUCUGGUUUUAAUUGGGUCUUGCUUUGAACUGAAUUUUAUUUCUAUAUUGUUUUAUUCACUUUUUUUGCCUUUUUGAGCCUCCCUGAGCAGUAUUGCACUGGAAGGGCAGGAGAAACAUAUUUUAAGUAAACUAAUCAAAAAGGGACGCUGCAGAAUUGCAUAGGGAACAUAGGAAGCUGCCAUAUUCCAAGUCAGACCAUUGGUCCAUCUAGCUCAGUAUUGUCUACACAGACUGGCAGCAGCUUCUCCAAAGAUGCAGGCAGGAGUCUCUCUCAGAUCUAUCUUGAAAUGCCAGGGAGGGAACUUGGAACCUUCUGCAUGGAAGCAUACAGUUGCUGUUCCCAGAGCGGCCCCAUCCCCUAAGGGGGAUAUCUGGCCAUUGUUGCACAACAUUUGCCUGGAGCGCAAGUGUUUGUCUUGAGCGCAGAUUCCAGACUUUGCACAACUUCCUUCCACAUGCGGCUCAUUGCUCUUCAUGUUGGCCGCUAUCUCCAGUAACAUUUUGCAAAGAAAAGGAAUUAAGAUACUGCAUCGAAAAACCACAAUUACUUUCUCCAGGUGGAGGUAGGAGGAAAAGCAUGGGUGUCCGCAGGGGGGCAAGGGGUAGUUGUCCCCCUGGAUCCAGUCAGUAUUGGGAAGAGGGGCAGCUCUAUCCCUCUCCCACCUUUGGCAGUCAGCGCUUCAUUCAUCGCUGGCUCGGGGCUACAAAAGCUCCAAAUCUGUGCUGAACAAAGCGGCAACUGCCGAAGAUCGGGAAAGGGGUGGAGUUUCCUCUUUCCCUUCUAUUGGCCAUGCCUUCCUGUGCCUGACGUUGAAGCAGGGGGGCGUGGCCAGAAUUGGGUAAAAAGGGCACCUCCACCCCUUUCCAGAUCCUCAGCAGUUGGUGUUUCAUUCAGCACUGAGCUGUUUUCUAUGCUUCAGAGAGGCAGAGAAAGUAGACUCAGCCAGCGUUGAAUGAAGUGCUGACUGCCGACGAUGGGGGGAGAGAGAUGGAGUUGUCCCUCCUCCCAAUAUAGGCCACAUGUCCUUGCAUCUGACGUUGAUGCAGAGAGCAUGGUAAGGGUACUCAUGCUAGCGCAUGCCCAUUUUAUUUAUUAUUAUUAUUUAUUUAACAUAUUUAUAUACCACCCAACACACAAGCCUCUGGGCAGUUUACAAUAGGAUAGGGGCCCCGGGGCCACCACCAGCAGGAGCAUGCCCCCCAACCCCCAGAAAAGUCCCGCAGAUGCCCAUAAAAAGGGAGCACAGCUUGGAACCAAGAACAAUUCAUGGAAUAUCAGAUUAAUUAGUCAGUGAAGGAUACUGGCAAGAGGAGAAGAAAUCCCUGGCCCCACCAAGGCCUUUCUUCACCUCCCUUUCUGGGUUACAGUCCAGAGAUGGGCUACUCCAGUGGCCAUAUGGCUCUGUCUUGUAUUCCACACUGAAACACAAUUCUGGAAGUUUAUAGCUCACCCUAGCAAUAUCCCUAGUAGGAGAGCUAGGUUCUGAUUAUGAUGAUUAUUAUUUUGACAUUGAAAACAUUAGUUCAAGAACUAUGCCACAAUACAGGACAUUUUCAUCAGUCUAUAGUGUUAUACAGACAAUGUAUAUAUUCUGUACGUAGAACAUAGUCAAUACAAUCUGGAAGACAUGCAACCUUGUGUCCACAUCCCAUUGAAGCUUCAGAACAUUCAAAUUGGACCCUUGCUAAAAAGUCACAUUUUGCCUAUAUUGUUUUCAGACAUGACAUGACAGAAAUGUGGUGCUGUGGUCUGGAGGGUGAGUAGUGGUGUGUGUUGGUUUUUGGUUUUUUUUAAUAAACCUUACAAGUCUGCUUAAUGUCCCUGUCCAUGAAAAGGAAAGGAGCAACUCCGUUUUAAUGGGACGUCGUAGGAGCUGUACAGGGAGGGCUGUAAUAGAGUCCCAAGCAAUAUUAAAGUAGCUUCGUGGAGAGGAGCAAACAAAAAAGAAAAAUGUAUUUUAGCAUAAGAUGACAGACAUUGCAAAAUUUGUUAGACUGUGCUGGAGUCUGCACUCUGACCCUACUCCUGCUAGUGCUAUGAUUUCCCACCCACCCCACAAUUAUACACCUGUUGGCUUAUAGAGACUUUAACAGAAACUGGUAAUACUCAAGUUAAUUUGACUGUGGCAAAUUUCUUGACCUUUGACACUUUACAUUAUCGGUCCAAGAGAAUGUGUUUGCCAGUUACAAUCUUUUCUUAGAUUUAGUGGUGAAGGUUAGCCUCUUAAUAAACGUUAGUAUAUCAAAGUGUGUCCUUGACAAUAUUUACAUGUACAAUGAACCAUGGCAGAACGCUGAAACUUGACUAAACAAGGUGUUGAUAAACACAACCCGAAGCCUAGCAUACAGUGUUAUGUCAAUUACUAGUCUCUCUGAUUUUGCUUUAUCAUGAAAAAUAAUGAUGUUUACAGUGUAUGCCAAGAUUUUCCAUUGCUAUCUAACAACAGCAGUUCUAAUCUUACUGAAAUUGUAGUAUAAUGGCCUGAAUCUUGUUGCUAGGAAACAAUAGAUUCCAGUUUUUGUAUUCCUGCUCUGAACACUGGCUGGAUUCUGUACAGGUUUAUGUUGAGUAGCUGCAGUUUAAACGGUUUGUUGCAUUUUGCUCUGGUUUUCAGACUGGAAGCAUGUAUUUUCUACAAGCCCAUUACAACAACCUGCUGUAAAUAGUAAAAGUUAAUAUAUGAUGUGUUGACAUUUGAAAGACAAAGUACUUUGAAUAUUUCAUUUUUAAAAAAUAAAGUUGCAAACGAUGAACCAGAA